Lactuca virosa is the source of this 622-nucleotide messenger RNA. NCBI's taxonomy places the organism in Eukaryota, Viridiplantae, Streptophyta, Magnoliopsida, Asterales, Asteraceae. The record is from the annotation of a GenBank genome assembly.
AUGGACACUGAUCUAACAAACACAACUGUUUAUAUCGACAAUCUUGACCUUGGUGUUGCAGAGGAGGGAUUGAGGUCGAUUUUCUUGCAAUUUGGUCAAAUAGUUUAUGUCAAAAUUCUUGCUGCAAAAGGAUGCAGGUUUGUUCAGUUUGUCAACAGAAAGCUGAAAUCGGGUGUUUUUGCUCAUCUUCGGUCAAAUUUAUGGAGCAAAAGCAUGAAGUUCAUCAAAGGGGGGAUAUGAGUUGUUACAUCAAAUGCAGCCUUACAUCGAAGAAGUUUUUAUUACUGAAAAUUUGGAACUUAGUGUUAAACUCUCAUGGAGUAAUGUGAAAUCAAGGGUAUGCACAAUCAAGGUACAAUAUGAUAUAAGAAGCUCCAGUGGAAAUGCCAUACAGGCACGUUCUCGACAUAUUCCAAAUAAUGUAGGAGAACAUGAGUGCAGCAACAUACAUCUACAAAAAAAUCAUUGAAGACCACCGAACACCAUAAGGAACCACACUGUUCCUACUCUUUUGUAAUCGAAUGCCCUGUAACGAUCUAUUAAUGAAUCGAUAUCUUUUUAUCGUCAUCUCUUUAUACAUUUAUCUACCCCAAAAACAAAAAAGGAUAUGGAUUGUUUUGGC